UAUAAGAAUAGAAAUAGAACGCUGGAUAAACGCUAAUAAUGCAUGCGCAUAUUCGUACAGUAAAGUAUGUACAGUCUGUCCAAUGAUUGAAACUUGAGUAUCACUAGUUGGGUAGUCAAUGAAAUUCCCUUUACGUUUACUGCGUCGUCUCGUUGGACAAAUUAUACUUACAAUGGGUUUUUCAACACACGAAUUAUUAAAAGAAGUUUUACAGUACCCAGCUGUACAAGAUAUGAAGGUUACCGUAAAUUCCUGUGGAAAAUACGCAAUGAUAGUCGGUGGAUCGACAUUUCUUGGUGGUGUAAUUGCUGGACCUCUCGGACUUGCACUGGGUGGUAUAGCUAGUAGUAUUAUAUCAGCAGUUGCUGGACAUAAUGAAUUUAAAUCUGUCCCAUAUAUCAUUUUGUACGAAGCUACUCCAGAACAAAGAGAAAAACUAGCAAUAUUAAUAAUUAAGUACCUUACUUCAAGAAACAUUUGGACUCUUGAAGAUCUCUUGUGUUUUAAUAAGGAAGAAUUGGCAGUAGGGAUAAUACCUAUAAUAACAACAUUUUUAACUAAAUACAUGCAUUAUUCAGUAGCAAACUGAUUGUGUAUUAGAAAGAGAGAUCGCCCUGUUUAGAAUUUAUUGACCAAUAUAAAAUCUAUAAUUAUUUUUGACAAGAAUGAAUAUUUGUAAUUAUUGAAGUAAUUACUUCAAGAAAAACUUUACAUCUUUAUUUAUGUAUAUAAUUUAGUGAAACAAAAAUAUUCUAAAUAAGGAGAGAUCCAUAUUAUUGUGCCUUUGAAUAUAAAUUAUAUUUCGGGUUACAAGGUCUAAGAACGAAGGAACUAAUAAAUAGAUUCCUAUUUAUGUUCCUUGUAGCCUUUAGCUAGAGCUACAAGGUUAACCUUUUUGGUAAUGUCCUUUUGCUACAUAUAUAUAUAUAUAUAUAUAUAUAUAUAUAUAUAUAUAUAUAUAUAUAUAUAUAUAUAUAUAUAUAUACAUACGAACGUGCUCCCUAUCGAUUCUAUUGUAUUGUAACAUUAAGAGAGUAAAAAUCUGGAUCAACAUAAACUUAUGCAUUAUAGUUAUAUUUAUACCUUUAUUUAUUUCAAUAUAUUCUUCUAUUACAAAUUCA
Bombus huntii is the source of this 1121-nucleotide messenger RNA. RefSeq names its product protein C19orf12 homolog. The record is from RefSeq and is a predicted model, not a curated record. The coding region runs from base 119 to 589 and encodes 156 amino acids. The transcript has 3 exons. NCBI's taxonomy places the organism in Eukaryota, Metazoa, Arthropoda, Insecta, Hymenoptera, Apidae.